Messenger RNA from Pelodiscus sinensis (Chinese soft-shelled turtle), 2305 nucleotides. NCBI's taxonomy places the organism in Eukaryota, Metazoa, Chordata, Testudines, Trionychidae. The record is from RefSeq and is a predicted model, not a curated record.
ACACUCAUGGACUCCACCACGGCGACGGCCGAGCUGGGCUGGACAGUGCAUCCUCCCUCUGGGUGGGAAGAGGUGAGCGGCUACGAUGAGAACAUGAACACGAUCCGGACGUACCAGGUGUGCAACGUCUUUGAGUCCAGUCAGAACAACUGGCUGCGGACCAAGUACAUCCGGCGGAGGGGCGCUCACCGCAUCCACGUGGAGAUGAAAUUCUCCGUCCGGGACUGCAGCAGCAUCCCGAACGUUCCCGGCUCCUGCAAGGAGACCUUCAAUCUCUACUACUACGAAUCGGACUUCGACUCGGCCACCAAGGCCUUUCCCAGCUGGAUGGAGAACCCUUGGGCAAAGGUGGACACCAUUGCGGCUGACGAGAGCUUCUCCCAGGUGGACCUGGGGGGCCGUGUAAUGAAGAUCAAUACUGAGGUGCGCAGCUUCGGCCCGGUCUCCAAGAAUGGAUUCUAUCUGGCAUUCCAGGACUACGGGGGCUGCAUGUCCUUAAUCGCUGUCAGGGUUUUCUACCGCAAGUGCCCCCGUGUGAUCCAGAAUGGGGCCGUGUUCCAGGAGACGCUCUCGGGAGCCGAGAGCACUUCACUGGUGGCUGCCAGGGGCUCGUGCAUUCCCAACGCGGAGGAGGUGGACGUCCCCAUCAAGCUGUACUGCAACGGGGACGGGGAGUGGCUGGUGCCCAUUGGCCGGUGCAUGUGCAAGGCUGGCUACGAAUCGGUGGAGAAUGGCACCGUCUGCAGAGGCUGCCCAUCGGGGACGUUCAAGGCCAGCCAAGGGGAUGAAGGGUGCGCUCACUGCCCAAUUAACAGCCGGACCACGUCAGAAGGGGCCACCAACUGUGUGUGCCGAAAUGGCUACUACCGGGCAGACUCCGACCCCCUGGACAUGCCCUGCACCACCAUCCCAUCUGCCCCCCAGGCCGUGAUCUCCAGCGUGAAUGAGACGUCACUGAUGCUGGAGUGGACCCCGCCGCGGGACUCUGGGGGCCGCGAGGACCUGGUCUACAACAUCAUCUGCAAGAGCUGUGGUUCGGGGCGCGGGGCGUGCACCCGCUGCGGGGACAAUGUGCAGUUCUCCCCACGCCAGCUGGGCCUGACGGAGCCUCGCAUCUACAUCAGUGACCUGCUGGCCCACACCCAGUACACCUUUGAGAUCCAGGCCGUGAACGGGGUCACCGACCAGAGCCCCUUCUCUCCGCAGUUCGCCUCGGUCAAUAUCACCACCAACCAAGCUGCCCCGUCUGCCGUCUCCAUCAUGCACCAGGUGAGCCGGACUGUGGACAGCAUCACCUUGUCAUGGUCUCAGCCUGACCAGCCCAAUGGAGUCAUCCUGGAUUAUGAGCUGCAGUACUAUGAGAAGGAUCUGAGUGAAUUCAAUGCCACAGCAGUGAAGAGCCCCACCAACACCAUGACUGUGCAGAACCUCAAGGCUGGCACCAUCUACGUCUUCCAGGUGCGGGCGCGCACCGUGGCGGGGUACGGGCGCUACAGCGGCAAGAUGUACUUCCAGACCAUGACCGAAGUGACACCUGGGAUGAAGAUUUACAUUGACCCCUUCACCUACGAGGAUCCCAAUGAGGCCGUCAGGGAGUUUGCAAAGGAAAUUGACAUCUCUUGUGUCAAAAUUGAGCAGGUGAUCGGAGCAGGGGAGUUUGGGGAGGUGUGCAGUGGGCACCUCAAGCUGCCUGGCAAGAGAGAGAUCUUCGUGGCCAUCAAAACGCUGAAGGCGGGUUACACGGAGAAGCAGCGACGGGACUUCCUGAGCGAGGCCAGCAUCAUGGGGCAGUUCGACCACCCCAACGUCAUCCACCUGGAGGGCGUGGUCACCAAGAGCGCCCCGGUCAUGAUCAUCACCGAGUUCAUGGAGAACGGCUCCCUGGACUCCUUUCUGCGGCAAAACGACGGGCAGUUCACGGUCAUCCAGCUGGUGGGCAUGCUGCGGGGCAUCGCGGCGGGGAUGAAGUACCUGGCCGACAUGAACUACGUGCACCGGGACCUGGCCGCCCGCAACAUCCUCGUCAACAGCAACCUGGUCUGCAAGGUGUCCGACUUCGGCCUGUCCCGCUUCCUGGAGGACGACAGCUCAGAUCCCACCUACACCAGCGCCCUGGGGGGGAAGAUUCCGAUCCGGUGGACGGCGCCGGAGGCAAUUCAGUACCGGAAAUUCACCUCGGCCAGCGACGCGUGGAGCUACGGCAUCGUCAUGUGGGAGGUGAUGUCCUACGGGGAGCGGCCCUACUGGGACAUGACCAAUCAAGAUAUCUGCUCCUGACCCCAGAUGUGGCCUCGCACGGAAUCAC